AUGGUUUAUACUUCUGCUGAUUUUACCGAGAUGAUUAUUCUCUAUGGCGAGUGUAAUCGCAAUGCUUCGGCAGCUGCACGCGUUUAUCGUGAGAGGUUUCUGAAUCGUGACAGCUAUCCGGAUAAAAAUGUUAUCCUCCGCGCUCUUCAUCGUAGUCGCGAAUCCGGCAAUUUGAUGCCGAACAACGUCGAGCUAGUCGGUCGACCUCGUGAGGUUCGGAACGUUCGCAACGAAGAGCGCGUUCUCGCUGCUAUCCGUGCGGAUUCAAGUACGAGUACGAGACGGGUUGAACGUCAGAUUCACAUUUCCCGCUCGACAGUGAACCGUAUUACUCGCACUGAGAAGAUCCAUCCUUAUCACAGAAGAAAAGUGCAGAAGUUAGAAGAUGGAGAUUACCGCUUGCGAAUGGACUUCUGUCAGUUCAUUCUUGACUCCAACGACGCGGAUCCAAAUUUUUUACGGGGAAUAUUGUGGACUGAUGAAUCACUCUUUACUCGGGAGGGGUGUUUCAAUCAACAUAAUAGUCAUUGGUAUGAAGACGAAAAUCCGCACAUGACGGUGAACCGUAAUUUCCAAAAUAAAUGGAAGAUUAAUGUCUGGGGUAGAAUUAUCGGUGACCACGUCAUUCUUUACGAAUUACCCGAAACAAUGGACAGCAUCCAAUACCUGACAUUCCUGCGUGAUGAACUUCCUCAACUACUCGGUGAAGUGAAUGAGCAGCCGAUGUGGUUUCAGCAUGACGGAGCACCGAGUCACUAUGCUGGUACAGUGAGAGACUUCCUCAACGGGGUUUACCCUCAAUGUUGGUUGGGAAGAAACGGACCACGAAGGUGGCCCCCUAGAUCACCUGACUUGACGCCACUAGACUUUUUUUUGUGGGGACAUUGCAAGGAAAUGGUCUACUUUGAUGAGCCCCAGGACCAAAUGGAGACCGUGGCCCGCAUUAAUGCUGCUCAGACAACAGUCACUGCGGAAACGCUAGAGGCUGUCCGAAAAAAUCUUCUCAAGCGAUGCCGGCUCUGUCUUCAAGUAAACGGACGACAUUUUGAGCAUCUACUCGAUUAA
Molecule: messenger RNA, 1065 nt
Organism: Microplitis mediator
Lineage: Eukaryota; Metazoa; Arthropoda; Insecta; Hymenoptera; Braconidae
Exons: 2
Coding region: 1-1065 (354 amino acids)
Molecular function (GO): nucleic acid binding
Source: RefSeq, a predicted model, not a curated record